Mixia osmundae IAM 14324 is the source of this 2610-nucleotide messenger RNA. RefSeq lists its product as uncharacterized. Lineage: Eukaryota; Fungi; Basidiomycota; Mixiomycetes; Mixiales; Mixiaceae. Bases 1 to 2610 code for a protein of 869 amino acids. Gene Ontology annotation, molecular function: DNA-binding transcription factor activity, RNA polymerase II-specific; DNA binding; zinc ion binding. Gene Ontology annotation, cellular component: nucleus. Gene Ontology annotation, biological process: DNA-templated transcription; regulation of DNA-templated transcription. The transcript is spliced from 4 exons. The record is from RefSeq and is a predicted model, not a curated record.
AUGGUGUCGCUCGACGAGUCUGUGGAGAUGCGAAAGACUGCGGAAGGGGGCCCUGCACGGCCAAUGGCUGCAGAUCGUCAAGAACACGGAGAAGCCGCUCGUUCGGCCAGGUCGCCGUUGCCCCAAUCCUCGGAUGAUCGCAUUGUCGAUUUGGAUCCUGCGCUUGUCUCGUCCGGUCACGAGACAUCAUCUCUAGAGCGCUCGGCUCAUCCAGCCCGCACGACCGCCAGCGAAGCAAGUCCUGCGCUGAUGCAUUAUGCUCUUUCUGGCAGUGUACCGAUUGCUUCGAGCAAUGGCAAGAGACGACAUAGUCAGGUCGAUGCAGAGACCACCUAUGCAGACUACAACGACAACGCUCUGAACGUGAGCGAAAGCGCCAGCGCAAGCACGAGCAGCUCGCACAAGCGAAGUCUAUCCGCCAAGCCACCCCUGCCUCGCGGUAGCGCUUGUCUGACCUGCCGCAAACGCAAGCUCAGAUGCGACGGUGCGAGGCCCAAGUGUGCGACAUGUGCCAGGCUACAGCAUCCGUGCGGCUACGAUGACGCAAAUGUGGCAGAAGGCCUCGAUGCAUAUACACGCUCGCUCGAGGAAAAGGUCAAUCGACUGACAGAAGAGCUUAAUCGUGCGCACAACGCAGGCUCCGCACCGCCCUCACCUUUUGCCUCUGUGAAUGGUGGCAUGGUGCUCGAUCCUGUGCCAACCGUGCAUCAUCCCAACAGUCUCAAGAUCUCAGACUCGCAUUAUUCGCGAGCCAUCACGCGGAGUAAUCAGUCAGAGACUGCUUACCCGACCAUAGCCGCCUAUCCUCGCGAUGACGAGCGGAUGCGCAUCUCUACUUCCAAAGCAUCAAGUCCAUCACGGCAUCAGCAAGAAUCAUAUACACGCGGUUCUGGCUUGCCGUCAGGCUAUACACAAUCGGACACGACGCCUUCUGCUAACAGCCUCCAUUCGCCAGAAGCGAUGCGCACCUUUGACACCCCCAAGAAUGAAGACAUGCCGCCCAGCCCUAUGACCAACCCACUGUGGAAGCCUGGCUUGACCUGGCUCUACAGCCUACCAGCUGCAAAGCAACGGCUGGGCAACUUUCCGCUGCAUACCUCUGAACGAUUCCCGGCAUCAGGAGGAGAAUCUAGCGCUUCGUCAUUCGGCACAGAUCUGCCGGAUGAGACGACGUUUUCUGAGCUCAUCUACAUCUAUUUUGAAACCGUGCAUAAGAUCUUGCCAUUCUUGCACGAGACUCGCUUCAAAGUCGCCCUGCGAGCAUGGGACCAAGCGGAGCGCCCGUCGGCAGCGCUCAUAUACGCCAUCAUGGCUGUCGCGAGUCCGUAUCACGACAGCGAGCAUGUCAGAGACAUGUCUUCGUUCUAUCAUAGACGCUUUCGCCAGUACCUCGAACGGUUCGCUGGCGCCGGUCUAGCCGAACGCGAUCUCGUCAACAGCUCUUCGCCAAGGCAUCGUCAAAGGUUGGAUGUUGAAGUCAUACAGGCCAGCUGCAUUGCUAGUAUAAUCGAGUUCGGUAAUAAACAGCACCAGAGCGCAUACAUCACUACAGGCAUUGCUACCCGCUUGGCCUCGAUGAUCGGAUUACAUAAGAUGGACGAGGAAGAGAUAUCUUCGCGCAGUAUAGACCGCCAUGGCGGCGAUCAGCCGGUCAAGGAGCGUCGACAAUCACUCCUUCGCUCGCCAGCAGUCGGAGAACUGCCCACAGACGCCGUCAUGCGAGAAGAAUGCCGCAGGACAAUGUGGACGCUCCUCAUACUCGAUAGAUGGACAUCCGCCUGCGCCGCUUGGCCGGCAGCGCUAGACGAGAACCUCCUCAGACUGCUGCUACCGUGUCCUGAGCAGCUUUACGUCGAUCUAUCUUGCAACGUCGAACACAACGUCGAAAUUUGGCCGCACGAAGACCAGCCCGAUUGCGAGCUGUCCGACUUUGCCGUGCUUAGCAGAGUUUGCCUUAUGGGUAGUCGAAUAGCUGCGCAUAAAUACCGGAGCCCAGGUCCUCGCCCAGGUGGCCCUCUGACAUCCGAGCUGGUCAGCGAGCAUAGUAUCUCCCUUUUCGAUGGUGCUCUGCUCGAAGAAGAGCAACGCAUACUCGCUAUACCGAAACCAAAAUACGCUAUCGAUCGCGCGCUCGCGCUCAUCACGAUCCACGGAGUAGCACUCACCCUCCACGCACCUUCGCUCGUUCACACACAAGAACGCCACGGAAUCGAACCGGUUGCGUCUCGAGAGUAUAGCCUGCGGCGCUGCCUGUACAGCCUAUCAGGUAUCUGGCAGAUCGUCACAGAUCUACUCGAAGCGGAAAACCUGCCCAUCCCGGCAGCCUUACGCUUGCCACCCUAUUUGUCCAUGAUCUUCACGAUUGCGAUCCUAUUCUUGCAAGAUCGUUGGUCAGAUGUCUCCAUCUGUACAAUCGGUGCCAGCGUAAGCUCGCCCCUGCCAGAAGACAAUUUGCUCGACAUCCAUAUACCCUGGGCGGCGAUGAACAUGCCCGCCUUCGCAACGCAAGACGGUCGCGAGCGCGUCAUCGAGGAUCUCAGUCAGAUCAUGCUCACCAUGGGUCAUCGGUGGCCCAUCGCAGAAUCAGUUCGAUCUCAGUGCUGCAAGUGA